AUGCUGUCUCGUCAAUAUGGAGGAGUUGCGGUUCGUAAUUUUUUCAAGAAAUUUUUUUCAAAAAUUUGUCUAUUCAGAAACGAUUCGCCUCGGCUUCAGCCGCCCAGGCCAGAUCAUCUGCUCAAGACAAAACUUCCGUUUUGAACAACGGCCUGACUGUCUCUAGCAUUGAACUCAAUGGUCAGUUUAUCAAAAUUUGAGAUUACUUUUGAUUAUUUAAAAAAAGUUUUCAAUUUAUUUACUUUUUUUCAAAUAAUGUUUAAAAAAAGUGUUUUUGAACAAAAUUAGAGAUUAACUGGAGAAAUUUCGAAUCAUUUACUGGGUUACGGGUUUUUAGACUCUCGCAGUUUUUUUAUUUAAUGUUAUUUCACGUAUUGAAUUUGUGCAACGAAAUUUGAAUUCUUUUAAAGUUUUCAUUAAAAAAACUAAACAUUAAUACCUAUUUGAAAUAACUUGAAAAAAAUUCUUUUUCACCUUUUCCGGUAUAGAUUAAAUUUUUUUGGGUAUUUUUUUCUUUUUGGAUGCAAUUUUAAAGACUUUAUCAAAGAUUUACUUCAAAUUAACUAAGCGAUUUUAAAAAAACUGAACGCAAUAUGAAGAAAAAAAGAUGGAAAGUUUUGCUUUUCACUUUUUGCUGAAUUGUCACAGAAGUAUUUCUAUUGUUAGACUGUUGAAGAAGAAGAUUAACAUUAUUAUUGAAAAAAAACCUUCAAAAAUAGCUUUCAGAUUCAAAAAAAUCGCCCUUUUCCAGGAGCAACCUCCCAGUUGGUUCUCGCUUUCCGCGCUGGAAGUCGUUACCAGCCCGCGAACAAGCAAGGACUCGUCCACUUGGUCCGCAACAGCAUCGGACGGGAUUCUCAGGAGUUUCCGGGCCUGUCACUCGUCUGGAACACUGCCGCUAAUGGAGGACAGCUGGUAAUCAUUCUGUUCAAAAAUAACUGAUCGAAACUUUUUGUAGAUUUCUUCGGUUUUCUAGGGAAUCUGGAUAGUUUUCAAGGAUUUUUAGACAGUAUCACCUAAAAUUUUUGUGACAAAAGAAGGAGAAAACAUAAAUUUCAACAUUCAAAAGUUUCGAGCCGAUUUGAGCUCAAAAACAGCCACAAUCCAUCAUUUUUUUGAAGGAACUUUUUAUUAAUUUUUUUCUCAUCGUUCAGUUUCCUUACCAAAACUUUCAGACGGCUUCGUCGAACAAGGAUUUGCUCGCGAUCCAGAUUGGUGUUGUUCGCAACAACGCCCCAGUUGCCCUUUCCAUUCUCGGACAACUUGGAAACAACGCCUUCAAGCCUUGGGACGUUGAAGAGGUGUGUUUGAUUCAUAUUUAUGAAAAAAAUGUCUGAUAUUCAUAUCAGAAUAGUUUUUUUGACGUUAAUUUCUCAUGAUUUCUGUAAGAAUUUUUGGUUUUUCAAAAACUGAAGCCUUCAUUUUGACACAAAAACUUUACUGUGACAGUUCCAAGGCUUUGAUCUUCACAAAAUAAGAAAUGGUACUUUUUUUCUUGAAAUUUGUUCUCACAAAUUAAACAUUUUUUUCUCAAGCCUUCUCAGACUUUUAAGGCACAAAAAAGUUAGGUAAACUACACGAGUUUUGAUAGAUUUAUUUUCUUCUUUGAGCUCAAUACUCUUCAGGUCGCUGCGGAGACGAUCAAGCGCGACCAAGCCAAACGAUGUGGCAACAACAUCGUUCUGGAGCAGCUCCACGAAGCGGCUUUCCGCAACGGACCGCUGUCCCGCAGCAGCUACAUCCAAGAACACUCCAUCUCCGCAAAAGACCUUUCCGCGUUUGCUGUGAGUUUUUAUUUGGAAAAUGCUGAAUAUUAUCUAGAAGUUUUGCUCCAAUCACAACAAAUUUGUGAACCCCUCUAUAUCAUUAUCAAUAUUUAUUGGUUGUUUAAAGGCAUAGGGGCAGUAAAAAAUGGGGUUUCAGGUGAAAGCAGUAUCUUAUACAGUUUUUCUUUGCGAAUCGAAUGGUGUACUCAAAAAAAUUACAGAUGUGACAACUUUAGAAGAAAAACGCGAUUUUACUUUCCCGCCUUUUAUUUUGAAAAAAGCUUUGGAUCGGUAUGCAGACAAAUGUUUACAGUAGCUGUGCACGCAAUGUUGCGGACGUCUCAUUAGACUCGCAUUUUGUGAGAGAUAUCCGAAUAUCUGCUUCAAAUUAAGGGCUUCUUCUCUGAAAAAUCGAUUAAGAAAACAGAAAACACACAUUAAUAAUAUAGAAAACACAAAUAAUCGCUUUCCCAAUCGAAACCUGUGUAAAAUCAUCAUUUUUCACCAGAAAAGCAUUUUUGCGAUUAAAGUGUGCAAAUUAUACAUUAAUAGAAAGCUUUUGUGACGAAAAGAACUUUGGUGACAACAGAAAAAAUUAAAAACCGAAAGAAACGAAGAAAAAAGCGAAAAUCCGGAAGAUGACGAAGCCUGUUGUCCAUAGAGCAACUUUACUGCAAAGUGCCCUUUUCGCGGGAACUCAAACUUUCCUUCCUCCGUCUUUGAAUUAUUUUUUCUCCGAAACUAGGAACUUCUGUACAUUUCCAAGUUCACCGUUCGAUUCGCAAUGAAAAACUCUACAAAAUACUGCUUUGAACUGAAACCCCGUUUUUUACUGCCCCUAUGCCUUUAAGUCAGGUGGAAUCGACUAGGCGGUGAGAAAAUUGCUUUUUUGAGCGGCACUAACACCGCCUUUGGCGAAAAAGAAGUCAAAACGUGUAGUCGAUUGAAUUGAAAGCAUGGUCUUACGGUCCUUCUCCUCGCUCUUCCACAAGUAGAGACCUCAGUUUUGCGGGUACGGGCACGGCGGUGAUAGUGGGGCUCGGUCACGGACGCCGUGUACACUCUAGGGUAGCCUCGGCCAAUUGAGAGAGCUACCACUUCGAGUGAAGAAAAUACACGGAAUAGUCCGCUUUUUCGAAAAAUUUCAUGCUGAACUUGAGUGAAUACUCAUAGAAUCGCGUGAGUAGUCCCUAGAGCGGUUAGGAAAAAAAACCGUCUUUGUAGGAUAAAGAAUGUUGCUUCCUGGAAAGGUCAAUUGUUUCAAAAAACUACUGUGUACUAUGCAAAAACAGUUUUUUUUUUUUCGAAAACAGUUUCAAAACAGCAAAAUAAAACGGUUAAGCAAAAAAAGUUGAUUAUUUUUUUUGAGCUUUUGUGCCUCUCACUUUUAGAAUGCCAUAAUUUUGAUACUUUCAUUUCUCAGAAAGAACGCCUUAUCAGCGGCGAAGCGGUCCUUGUUGGUGUCAAUGUUGACCACGACGAACUCGUUCAUGUCGCCUCUCAACAGGUUUUUCUUUUUUCCGUUUCACAGUUUUCUGACUCUCUUCUUCAGUUCCCUCUCCGUGAAGGAUCUGCCAGCCAAACUGCCGGAAGCACUUACUUUGGGGGUGAUGUUCGACGGUUAGUAUGAUCAGCGCUAAAAAGAUUUUUUUUUUUGAUUUUAGAGAUGGCAAGGGAGCUGAGACUUAUGUCGCGAUUGCUGGAGAAGGAGCUUCCUUGAAAAAUACCAAGGAUGUUGCUGUUCAGGCUGUUAUUGCUCAGGUUUGCAAAGAAAAUAUUAAAUUUUGCCAAAAAUCAUUAGAAAGUUUACACACAAAAUUAAUGAGUAGUUUGAUUAUUUCAGAUCUUCGCUCGUGCUGCUGAAAAAGCUGGAGUUGAAGCUCGCGUUGUCAACCUCAACUACCAAGAUGGAGGCCUUGUCGGUCUUCAGUUCGUGAGUAACCUCAUAAAUUUUCUCCACGAGAUUAACGGUUUUCAGUCCGCCUCAAACAAGAAUGUGAACAGUCAUACCAAAUCUCUCAUCAACGCCAUCCGAUCAGCUAAAGUUGCUGAUUUGGAAAACGCCAAGAAAGCCGCAGUCAACGAGGUUAGCUGAGAUAAUUAUGGUUCAAUCAUUUAAUUUCUGGAUACUUUUGAAAAAAUCAAAAAAUCAUGAUAUUCACUUUUUUGGGAACCUGUGACCUUUUUUUGGGAUAACUAUUCGAGCUGACCCGAAAACAGCUGUUUUUUGCGUCUUCGGUUUUAACCUGGAGAAAAGAUCUCGGAUAAACUAUUUCAAAUUUGUUCCCGGACAAAAACCUGGAUCACCUAAUUCUCACUAACUUCUCAGUAACCUGGAAUAAUAUUGAACUUUCAGGUUCUUUCAAACGCGCAGACCGCUUCUUCUGUGGCUCUUGACCGCGCUUCUCAAAUCCUCGCUGGUGCCGAAGUGGUCACUCCUUCCGAAUUCGCCGAACAAAUCAAGUCCGUCUCCUCCGACGAUGUUUCCAAGGUGAAAUCAUUUUUGAGAACUUCAUGGAAAUAAGUUUUUGCAGGCUCUCAAGAAAGUUUCUUCAAAAUUGUCGCUCGCCGCUUACGGUACUCCUUCCCUUGUUCCAUAUGCCGAUGAACUUUAA
Caenorhabditis auriculariae is the source of this 4381-nucleotide messenger RNA. The record is from the annotation of a GenBank genome assembly. NCBI's taxonomy places the organism in Eukaryota, Metazoa, Nematoda, Chromadorea, Rhabditida, Rhabditidae.